CUCAAAACACUUCCCAGCUGAAAUUUUCUUCGAUCUUUUUCCCUCAUCAGCCAAUCAAGAUGUUCUCAAUCACUUAGAAGAUUCUUUCCCUAACGCACAAAUGCCACUUCCUACUGAACUACUGUCAAAAGGGAGUAUUUUGUUCUGUAAAUCAUCAAACAAACUGAAAUGGGAGUUCUCAUCUUUGCAUUCUGAAAAGGAUAGCACAUGAUGGAUGCAUUCUCUGGUGCCAACUCCCAAACCAAUUUUCUCAAACCAAUACCAACCUCAUUAAUAACACACCAUUCAUCACAGCAUUCCUCUCCUGCCUGUUUAUCCCUCCUCAAGAAUCCCUGCUCGGAUAGCUGCUCAUUUGCAUCAAAACAAUCUUCAUUUCUAAGAGGGCAAUUCAAAACUGGGCACUUGCUUGGUUUCAAUUCAAAUCAAAGACAUAGAAAGCAUGCAGGGACUGUGGUUUCACCUAGUUGUGUACUGCCACUUACUGAGGAGAAUGUUGAGAAGGUAUUGGAUGAAGUAAGGCCAGGCCUAAUGGCUGAUGGAGGAAACGUAGCCUUACAUGAGAUUGAUGGUCUUGUGGUUGUAUUAAAGCUACAAGGAGCAUGCGGGUCUUGUCCUAGUUCAACAAUGACACUGAAGAUGGGGAUUGAAACUCGGCUUCGUGAUAAGAUUCCAGAAAUACUAGAAGUGGAACAGAUUGUUGAUACGGAAACUGGCCUUGAAUUGAAUGAGGAGAACGUUGAGAAGGUUCUUUCAGAGAUUAGACCCUAUCUGGCUGGCACAGGUGGUGGAGAACUGGAGCUCGUUCAGAUUAAUGACUACGUGGUGAAAGUUCGGUUAAGUGGCCCUGCAGCAGGCGUAAUGACAGUCCGAGUAGCUCUAACACAAAAGUUGAGAGAAAAGAUACCUGCAAUAGCUGCUGUUCAGUUGAUAGAAUGAAUUAUCUUGUAAAAAAGACUACUAAAAAUCAAGAAAACACAGUUUCAAGCACUUUGUUGCACUUUCCACAGUGAAUGAGUUUCCGGUGAGUUUUGGCCUUUUGGGCUGCCAUCUGAUUUUAUGCUUGUUCAACAUAAUUUUUUACUGUAUUUUUUGGUGGAAGUAACAAAUCAAAUUUAACCUCAUGGUGUG
This is a messenger RNA of Coffea eugenioides, 1128 nucleotides long. RefSeq names its product nifU-like protein 3, chloroplastic. The record is from RefSeq and is a predicted model, not a curated record. Gene Ontology annotation, molecular function: iron-sulfur cluster binding; iron ion binding. Bases 208 to 936 code for a protein of 242 amino acids. Gene Ontology annotation, biological process: iron-sulfur cluster assembly. The transcript has 4 exons. NCBI's taxonomy places the organism in Eukaryota, Viridiplantae, Streptophyta, Magnoliopsida, Gentianales, Rubiaceae. Gene Ontology annotation, cellular component: chloroplast stroma; mitochondrion.